CCAGCAUCCUCAUCAGUCUCAGCACUGAAAGUUCAGCCACAAAACUGCUGUGGGAAAUACAUACACAUAUAUUGAUAUCUAUCUGUCCUGAAUCGUUUUUCAAAUGUAAAUUAACAAAGGCAUUGUUACAUAGUGGAGCAGCAGGACAGCAUUGCUACAGAGCACGCGUGGCUCCCAGCUACGAGCACACACAGGAAGCUGCAUGAGCCCAGGGGAGCGACAGAUCGCUCAAGCACACACACUGAGGAAUGGAAUUUGCCUGCAGUCAUGUUGUGUGCAAUUGGAAGCCUAAACCCCAGGCUAGAUUGUCUGAAGAAGGCAAAUGUGCCACAGUUUCAUUUUCGGAUGUGCCAGGAGUGGGGAGAAGGAGCCUUCAGUGCCAGCCUACAGAAAGGCUCUUCUCCGAGGCUUCCCAUGAUUAUGACAACCGGGUCGCUGUGAUUCCAAAGGGACAGGACGGGCCACUCUGUGAUGCAGUGCAGUGUCUCCGCCCCCCACCGAUUCCCCCUCGACAGAGAAGCAGGUUGGAGCGGUCAUGGAACCCGCACCCUCAACCCACCCCUACACGCCCCAGCAUCCCUCCCCCCCUGCCCCCACGCCGUGAGUACCCCCAGAGAAGAGCCCCUGUUCGCGCUGCCCUGCGGAGCGCACUGCUGAAACAGCGCAGAGCAAACGCGGGACAUUCCUGGGGCCAGAGUGGAUUGCAGAAGGAAUUGCAUAGGGUAGAGCAGUGCAGUAUGCCUGGUGAAACCAGAUCACAAUAAACAGAUGAUAAAAUCGAAAUCAAACUCAAUUCUUGGUAUCAUUUCUUUUGUUUGUGUGAUUCCUCCUGCAGCCUCCCGGAGUCGCUUUGGGUGUUUGAAUGUGGAUGUGAACGUGGUUUCUGUCAAUAUAGGAAGACUGGUGGAUCUGAAAAACAUUGCGGUGCCUGUAGGAUCCAGCCCCCCUCUUCAAUGUCGGGGGUGUUCAGCGGCUGUGUCUCAAAUAAGUGACAUUCAACAGGACCAGGGAGGCAGUGACUGGACAUGUGAAUUCUGCAGCCAGCACAACCGGUUUGACAGCAGCAGCAGCAGCAGCGCUCCCUCGAUGCCCAGCUGUGACAUGCUGUACCUGCACGAGGACACGGACGGAGACUACGUCAACCUGGAGGAUCUGCUGGUGGUUUUCUGUGUGGAUAUCUCAGGGAGCAUGUGUGUUACUGCAGAGGUGGAAAUUUCUAACGCAGUAACCACUCCGGUCCAUGUGUCAAGACUUCAGAGUAUCCAGGAUGCCAUUCAGAGGUCUCUAACCUUCCUGUUGCAGACCUGCCCCCAGGGGCGUGUUGCACUGGUCACCUUCAAUGAUGAGGUCACUGUGUAUGGAGAUGGGACGGGCGUCCCUCUGAUGCUGAAGGAGUGGGAGCUCAUGGAUUUUGAUUUCCUGAAGUCACAGGGCCAGCAGUUCACUUGUCCUCGCUGUGUUGCAGAGAGCAUUGAUACACUGAGAUGUAGAGUCCAGGAGAUGCGUGAACAUGGCUCCACUGCGCUGGGGCCGGCCGCUCUGGUAUCCGUAGCGAUGGCUUCCAGGUACUCCGGGUCAAAGGUGAUAAUCUGCACAGAUGGACUAGCUAAUACUGGACUAGGAUACAUAGAUGAUGCCUGUCAAAGCUCUUCUUAUUUCUACAGGAACCUGGCUAACGAGGCUGCUGAGAAAGGGGUGAUUGUCUCUGUGCUGACAUUUGAAGGCACAGACUGCAGACUGGCUGAGGUGGGGAGGCUGGCUGAUCGCACUGGUGGGAGGGUCAAUAUAGUGAACAUCAACACUGUGUCCUCCGAGAUUCAGUCUGUUCUAGAAGACAACGUCAUUGCCACCAAUGUGAAGGCCACUUUUCUGAUUGCAGAAGGCAUGUAUUUCAAGUAUGAGGACCAUUCCCACCACAAGCUGGUGAAGGAGAUUGGGAAUGUGACUGAAGACCUGGAGAUCACCUAUCAGUUUGGGAUAAAGGAGUCCAGUCUGCAGAAUUUCAUUCAAAGGGAUAAAGUUCCCUUUCAGCUACAACUCGACUUCAAGACCCGCGACCUGCAGAGAGCCACUCGAAUCCUCACCCUGGAGAAAAGCGUGGUGCCCGACAGCUCUCUUGUGAAGGACAGUCUGAAUGUGGCAGUGCUGGGGGUGCACUGUGCCCAGCUGACUGCCCGACUCACCAUGGACGGGCGCGUGAGGGAGGCACACAGGGAGGUGCUGGCACAGAGAGAACUGCUUCAGCACAUGGGAGAGAGGAAUCAGGAGGAGGAUGUCUAUGAGAACUGGAUCAACACCAUGACAGUGAUCUGUGAUGACCUCAGCAGCACCCCUCAGAGCAAGUCCAGAGAAGGGAAGAAGCAAAGUCCGGGUUCGACCAUGAAGGUGCUGUCGGAUGAGGUAGCAAACGUGGUUUAUCGAUUCAAGAGAGCGAACAGCAUCAUGCUGAAGAAGCAGGGCCAGUGACAGUGCACUGCCCUGAUCCCCGGGGCGAUACUGCAGGACUGUUUACAAACAUCCUCACUGCACUGGCAUUGUCUCUUGUUCUGUCUGACUGUGAUCGGUCCCUGCUGUUACCACAAAUACACUGAAGCUUAAUUUCUCCUGCUGCUGCUUAAACUUGUAAGAUCCUGAUAACUCAAAGUGAAAUGAGUGUGCAUUGAAGUCUGUGUCACCUGUUUAAUGAAUGUGUUUCAUUUUAAUGCUGAAUACACCAUGAUGAAAAUUCCUGAGAAUCCUACAUUUUUUUUUAUUAUUUUAAAUAAACGCCACUGAUCCGAAACCCGAGUGUGUUCUCAUAUUCUGAAAUGCUUUACCAAUUAGUGGGGAUCUGGGCUGGAAUUCCUUUUAAGAUUUAAAUAUAGAGCAAGUUCAACUCCGUUGUUUCAUGCUGUUUCCUUCUUUCUUAAUGUGCAUGAUAUAGGACAAAAAAAAAACGAUUAGGGACUGAAAGUCAUGAUGCUGUACCACAUAGCCACCAGGAGGCAGUCGUGAUUGUUAUUGUGAGGAAAAAAAUCUCACCUU
Molecule: messenger RNA, 3024 nt
Organism: Polyodon spathula (Mississippi paddlefish)
Lineage: Eukaryota; Metazoa; Chordata; Actinopteri; Acipenseriformes; Polyodontidae
Product: circularly permutated Ras protein 1
Exons: 19
Coding region: 769-2466 (565 amino acids)
Biological process (GO): intracellular protein transport; COPII-coated vesicle cargo loading; endoplasmic reticulum to Golgi vesicle-mediated transport
Cellular component (GO): COPII vesicle coat; endoplasmic reticulum exit site
Molecular function (GO): SNARE binding; zinc ion binding
Source: RefSeq, a predicted model, not a curated record